CAAAGACUGAAACCAGGUCCAGCACCCGGACCGCAGACUCACCGGCAAGGACACUCCAAACUGGGAUGAACGAUGGGUGCUGCCUAAACGCGCACACUGGAAUCAAGACAGCACACCAGGAGCUAUCCUGAUCCUGAUCUUACGCCUUGUAAGACCUUCACUUCACCUGGCGCCUGUGUCGAUCGAAGCCAGCGAAAUUGGAGAAUAACUUGAUUACAAGGCUUCUACAAUAAAUUGGGAUUUAAAAAUAUAGAUUUUGAGAGCAUCUCUUCAGAAACAGGGGGACCUUUGAAUUUGGAUCGACAUACUGUUAAAAGCUACGUGGACUGGAUUUGUAUUCAUUUUACUCAUAGGAACUUUGGAAUAACGCAGUUUGAAUUGCAGGUCUUCUCAGACUUGUUAAUUUCAUCAAAAUAUCUACAUUAGGCUAAACAUCGGCUACGCGCUCUUGAAAUAAUAAGUACAACGAACUUAUUUGAAUCAAGGUUGUGGAAUUGUUGAUUGUCUCUCGAAAGCAUUGGAGCUUGGAACAAGGACGAUAUGCUUCAAUGGAACUGUUAACAAGGUUCUCCUGAACGUCUGGAUCGACUGUCACACACAAUCAUGGACAGAUCACUGGACCUCUGAGUGCAAUCUUCCUCUUUCUCCUCCUCCUUCCUCCUCCUCCUCUUCCUCCUCCUCCUUCCUCCUCUUCCUCCUCCCCCUCCUCCUCUUCCUUCCUCCUUUUCCUCCUCCUCCUCUCCCCCUUGAAGGUCCCACCUGGUUGCCAGAAAAUCAGUGAGGCAGAAAGACAGAUCGACAAGAGGUUCCAACAAACCCCUCUGGUCUUUUAAUUCAUUUGGUAACCAUGACGACCACUUUUUCCCCCUCCUUACCUGGGCACCUGGUGAACCCCCAAGUCCCCCUGCCAUCAUCAUUGAUGCUUCUGCUGCUGAUACAACUGUUUAGUCAGUGCCCGGCUGCUCCCUCAGGGCCUGAGUCAGACACCUGCUCCACUCUGGUGCAGAGCCGAUUCUUCGGUCACUUCCUGUCCUCCUCCACUUUCCCCACGGCACCCUGCUCCUGGACCCUGCAGAACCCAGACCCGCGCCGCUACACCAUCUUUAUCAAGGUAACCAAACCUACUUCCACAAUGGACUGCAUUCCCCGGCAGCUCCGCACAUUCCAGUUCGACUCGUUUCUGGAGACCACGCGCACCUAUCUGGGCAUGGAGAGCUUUGACGAGGUGGUCAAGCUGUGUGAKUCUUCAUCCCCUGUGGCCUUUCUAGAGGCUGGGAAACAGUUCCUACAAAUGAGGAAAGGGCCGCCRCGGGCCGGCYUGYKGGUCACCACCCCUAACSCUGGCGAAGAUGGGGAAUUUAAGACAGAGUACCUGGUGGUGGGGAAGCGUAACCCCAGCAUGGCAGCGUGUCAGAUGCUGUGCCAGUGGCUGGAGGACUGCCUGGCAUCCAGCACNUCUAACAGGCCCUGUGGUAUCAUGCAGACCCCCUGCCAGUGCUGGGAGCCCCCUCCUCCUCCACAGCUCAGCGAAGGGGAUGGAUGCUACAGGAACGGGUUCUAUCUGGAGAACUGCCUACCCAGCUCCAAUGAGAAGAGUGAUAAUGACAGCAACGGUGGCUGGAGUGUGUGGGCGGAGUGGGCGGAGUGCAGCAGUGACUGUGGUGGUGGUGUUCAGACCCGGAGCCGUACCUGUCAAUCUCCCCCAGAGGAGACAUACCUGUGUGAGGGAGUAGUGGAGGAGGGGAGGCCCUGUAACCCUCAGCCCUGCAGUGGCAAAGGCCGUCAUCUCUCUCGCAGCCAAUCACUUCGCUCCGUGACAGCCGCAAGCGCGAUGGCGGCGGUGCGAGGUAGACAAGACGCGGGCGGUGGCGGCGGACAGCAGGCCCCACAGACAGUGGACCAAGCUGCGUCAGGUGAGGAGUGGUCGCGUGGAGUGGUGUGGUCGGCCACGUGCGGUGAGGGCUGGCAGAGCCGCACGCGUUUCUGUGUCUCCUCCUCCUACAGCACCCAGUGCAGUGGCACGCUCCGAGAGCAGAGGCCCUGCAACAACUCUGCCGUCUGUCCAGUGCACGGGACAUGGGACGAGUGGUCGCCAUGGAGCUUGUGUUCGUCAACCUGCGGCCGUGGUUACCGGGAUCGCACGCGAAGCUGCAAACCCCCUCAGUUUGGGGGAGACCCCUGUAUGGGGCCGGAGAAACAGACCAAGUUCUGCAACAUCGCUGUCUGCCCAGUUGAUGGAGUGUGGAAUGAGUGGGCUAAUUGGGGUUCAUGCUCUGCGUCCUGCUCCAACGGGACCAUGCAGCGGAUCAGGGAGUGUAACGGACCUUCGUAUGGAGGAUCAGAGUGUCGCGGGGAGUGGAUAGAGACCAGAGACUGCUUCCUACGGGAGUGCCCAGUGGAGGGGAAGUGGCAUCCUUGGACGUUGUGGGUGGGCUGCACCAAGACAUGUGGCGGGGGGAGCCAACAGAGACAGAGGAUUUGCUAUGGGCCCUUCUUUGGGGGUGAAAAUUGUCCUGGAGAUCGGGAGGAGGUGCGACGCUGCAAUGAGAAGAGGUGUCCAGAGCCUCAUGAGAUCUGUGCAGAAGAGAACUUCUCCAACGUAGUGUGGAAAAUGACUCCAGCAGGGGACACAGCGGCCGUACGCUGCCCUCCCAAUGCCAAUGGGCUGAUCCUGAGGCGGUGCACUCUGGAUGAUGAGGGAAUAGCCUACUGGGAGAACCCCACUUAUAUGAAAUGUAUCUCCAAUGACUACCGCAGCAUCCAAACACUGACUCGGGAACACCUGUCCAAGGCCCAGCGGGGGCUUGUGGGGGAUGGAGUUUCAGAGGUGAUGACCAAGCUCAGGGUGACGUCCAGCGAUGGGACCAACAUCAAGGAGCUGUUCCGGUUGGUGGAAGACUUUGUGGACGUCUACGGUCUUAGGAUGAAAGACUUCCAGGACAUGGUUGAGGUCACCGAUAACUUAGUUCUAUCCAUCCACAAGCGUCCAGUGGCGGGUAAUGCAGACAUCAGCUUCCCUAUGAAGGGCUGGAAGGGGAUGAUGGACUGGGCCCGCAGCUCUGAGGACAGAGUUACUGUCUCCAAGAACAUCCUCUCCACAGGAAAGCCAGAUGCAGAUGACUUGUCAGCGUUUGUCACCGGGAUCGUUCUCUACAGAAACCUGGGCAGCAUCCUAUCUCUACAGAGAAACAGCACCGUGCUCAACUCCAAGGUGGUGUCUGUGACCAUCAAGCCCACCCCAGGAUCCCUCUCUACCCCGGUGGAGGUCCAGUUCUCACACCUUUACAACGGCACCACAAACCAGACCUGCAUCUCCUGGGACGAGAGUGACAGCUCAUCGCUGCUUGGAUCGUGGUCUGCCAGGGGCUGCAGAGCCGUGCCUGUCGACUCAUUCAGCACCAAAUGCGUGUGUGACAGACUCUCUACCUUCGCCAUUUUAGCACGGCUAAAUCCUGACAUGAACAUGGAUAAAAUGCAGCUUCCCUCUGUGACGCUGAUGGUGGGCUGUGGAGUCUCCUCUCUCACCUUGCUGCUCCUCAUCAUCAUCUAUGUGUCGGUCUGGAGGUACAUUCGCUCCGAGCGCUCCGUCAUCCUCAUCAACUUCUGCCUCUCCAUCAUCUCCUCCAACGCCCUCAUCCUCAUUGGUCAGACACAGACACGGAACAAGGUGAUCUGCACGCUGGUCGCUGCUUUCCUGCAUUUCUUCUUCCUGUCGUCGUUCUGUUGGGUUCUGACAGAGGCGUGGCAGUCAUACAUGGCCGUGACUGGCCGGCUUAGGAACCGCAUCAUCCGCAAGCGAUUCCUGUGUCUGGGCUGGGGUCUACCUGCUCUGGUUGUGGCAGUCUCUGUGGGUUUCACCAAAGCUAAGGGAUAUGGCACCGUCAACUACUGCUGGCUGUCUCUGGAAGGGGGUCUACUUUAUGCGUUCGUGGGACCGGCUGCCGCUGUAGUUUUGGUUAACAUGGUUAUCGGGAUUCUCGUAUUUAACAAACUGGUGUCCAAAGACGGCAUUACUGAUAUGAAACUGAAGGAGAGGGCAGGGGCUCCUCCUCUCCAAUCAGGAACACCUCAAUCUCAGCUCCCCCUUUCCACCUCGUCACUGAUUCGGGCGUCGCUGUGGAGCUCCUGUGUGGUUCUGCCUCUCCUGGCCCUCACCUGGAUGUCUGCUGUCCUGGCCAUCACCGACCGACGCUCCUCCCUCUUCCAGAUCCUGUUCGCUGUGUUUGAUUCGCUGGAAGGCUUCGUCAUCGUCAUGGUGCAUUGCAUCCUGCGCAGAGAGGUUCAAGAGGCAGUGAAGUGUCGGGUAGUGGACCGCCAGGAGGACGGGAAUGGAGACUCAGGGGGAUCUUUCCAGAACGGACACGCUCAGCUUAUGACUGAUUUCGAGAAAGACGUCGACAUGGCUUGCAGAGGAGGUAAGAGUACCGGCAAAAAAAAGAGUGAGUUUAUGCUGUGUGUCCUGUCGCGUCUUCUGUCUGUAGUCCUGAAGCGUUCCUCUCUCCAGGGUGAUGAGAAGCCAUCCUCCCAGCCCCUGACCCUUCAGAAGGGCUCUAACUUCAACACCAUGCCUGCCAGCAUGGCCAAGGUCCACCUCCAGAAUGUGGCAGACUACCCCAGUCAUACCCUCACCCUGCGCAGGGAGAAGGGUGGCGCCACCAAGGGCAUCAGCACCGAGCUGCCGGGAGCCAAGGCCAUCUACAUCUGUGACGGGGAGCUCUUUAAACAGCUGGACGGGGAGCUGUCUCCACGGGGGACAGGGGAGGCCGGGGGGCCUGAGGGCACAGGACCAGGGUACAUCAUCCUGCCUAACAACAACAACACUGGCACCCUGGGGCGGCCCGGAAAGGGCAGCAAGGAGGACACGACGGCCAAGUACAACAUCAGCAUCGAGCAGCAGAUGCCCCAGACCAGGCUCAUCCACCUGGCCAACUCGGCGGGYGUGGAGGGCGUCCCGGGUUUCGCGCUGAAGAGCCUGCCUGCGGACCUGGUCAGUGUCUCCUGCUCGGAGAGGGAGUCGCCCGUCCACAACAUGCAGAARGUCUCCGGAGAAUCCCACAUGACCAACAGCAUGUGUGAACAGGGUGAUUCUGGGAACUCUGGAAUGAUGUCCAAGAGCGAGACCGUGUCCACUCUCUCCAUGAGCUCCCUGGAGAGACGAAAAUCUCGCUACGCGGAGCUGGAUUUUGAGAAGAUCAUGCACACACGGAAGCGUCACCAGGACAUGUUCCAGGACCUGAACAGGAAGAUCCACAGUGCAGACCAGGACAGGGCGUCUCCGCCUGGCGAUGGGAAGGCAGGGAAGAGGUGGAGUGUGUCCUCAGCAGGCAGCGACAAGACCAUCAUGAGCGUACGACACUCUGUCUCUCACUCUUAUCUCUUUCUCUCUGUCUGUCUGACUCACUCUCUUUCUUCCCCUUCUCCACCUUUUUUAACCAUUCUCUCUCCAUGA
Molecule: messenger RNA, 5449 nt
Organism: Salvelinus sp. IW2-2015
Lineage: Eukaryota; Metazoa; Chordata; Actinopteri; Salmoniformes; Salmonidae
Source: RefSeq, a predicted model, not a curated record